AAAUCUAAGUGCUUUAUAUUAGAAAGAAGGUUUUGAAAGGAUUUGAAACAAAAUAAAUUUCUGACUUGUGUCCAUACUUGCUAAUUAAUUCAAAUUUCUAUUUUACUUUUGCUUUCAAAAUGGAUGUCCUUUGGAGGAUGUGGAUUUUUCUAUUACUCAGAAAUUUUCACUGUGAUGCCGUGGUCCCAUGCAGUCCUAACUGUAUAGACAUGGAAUUCGAUGGGAAUGGAAUUUGCACCCGUGGGUGUAUCGAAGGAUACUGGGGAAAUAAAUGUCUAAAUGAAUGUCCAUCUUCUUGUUCCAGAAGAGUCUGCAAUCGAACUAACGGGCUGUGUUCCUCCUGUAAAGAGGGGUAUUAUGGACAGAGAUGCGAAAAAGAAUGUUAUUUGUUUAUUAGAUGCUAUAAACGAACAUGUGCGCAAGACAGUGGGUACUGUAGAAUGGGAUGUGUACCGGGUUAUUAUGGGAUUUUCUGUGACAACUCUUGUGGAAACUGCAGCAGUGAUACAUGUGACAAAUCAAAUGGACAUUGUGGGACCUGCAAUAAAGGAUUUUAUGGAGAAAAGUGCGACAUGAAAUGCAGUAACACUUGCUUUAAUCAGGAAUGUAGAAAAAUAAAUGGACACUGUAGUAAUGGCUGCUACAGGGGGUUUUAUGGUUCAUCCUGUGAAGCGCCAUGUAGUAGGAAUUGUGCAAAAAUUGAAUGCCUUCAAAGUGGAGUUUGUAUUGGCGGAUGUAAACCAAAUUGGUCAGGAGAAAAAUGCGACAGAUGUGAAUUCGGACACUACGGACCAGAUUGCUCCAAGCUAUGUAGUGUUAAUUGUAAAAGACGAACUUGUGACGAUGUAACUGGAUCCUGUACAUAUGGAUGUAUAAAUGGGUUCUAUUCAGAUAAAUGUGAAAAGAGUUGCAGUUUAUCAUGUCCGUCAACUUUUAAUAGAAACUCAGAGGAAUAUGAAGGCGAAUGUCCGGUUGGAAAAUAUGGAACAUAUUGCAAUAAAACUUGUAAAUAUAAUUGUAAAAUGGGAUGCAGUAAAUUCAGUGGAUUAUGCGAUUUUGGAUGUAUAACCGGGAAAUUUGGAGUUGAUUGUCUCCAAAACUGUGCUGAUGGGUGUUUAUCCGGUUGUCUUCAAGAAGAUGGUAGUUGCGCUUGUAAAUUAGGAUGGCAGGGUCAAAAAUGUGAUGAAUGCAGCCUAACUCAUUACGGACCACAAUGUGAUCAGCUAUGUAGUCCAAUGUGUUUAAACAAAAUCUGUUUUUCAAACAACGGGUCGUGUAUGAGGGAACUCCAAAGCAAUCUUACAGAUGACAAACCUUUUUCUGAAAUCAACGAGAUGUUAGAGAACUGUUCAACAGCUCUCUAUGGAGUUAUUGCAACGCUCUGUAUAAGUAUUAUUGUCAAUAUUGUUUUUAUAUUGAGGACUAUCAGGCAAAAUUUUUCUCACAAAGAAAAGCAGGAAACCAGACGACAAAAUUCAAUACGAUAUGCUAACACAGCUAUGUAUGCCGAAGUGGAAGUUAAUGCAGGUUAUCUAGAACUUGGACAAUUGAGUCAACCUUCUCAUUAUGAUGGACUCAAGUGAUUGUUUGAAUAAAAAUUGAUUGAUUUAUUGACAUUUUUCCUCCCCAUUAGAAAACCUUGAAGUCUCAUCCAAAAGCCCGCAAAUUUCAUUUCAACCUUCCGAGUACUUGGCGAAAAUGAAGAUCUACAUUUUAUCGAUAGGUUUUGCGUGGCUGAGGUUUCAACCCACGACCGUAUCAUCAAAGAGCGUAUAUUCCACUAAGUUGUCUUCAUGAUGGGUGACCUAAAUUGAAUCUACGUCUAAGUUUGUUUAAAUUUUAACUUUUGAAUUUGUAAUGGAAUUUUCAUUUUUACGGGAGAAGAUGAGAAUGUUUU
This is a messenger RNA of Saccostrea cuccullata (small rock oyster), 1897 nucleotides long. RefSeq names its product multiple epidermal growth factor-like domains protein 10. Gene Ontology annotation, molecular function: scavenger receptor activity. The record is from RefSeq and is a predicted model, not a curated record. Lineage: Eukaryota; Metazoa; Mollusca; Bivalvia; Ostreida; Ostreidae. The coding region runs from base 120 to 1583 and encodes 487 amino acids. The transcript has 6 exons.